Messenger RNA from Oncorhynchus gorbuscha (pink salmon), 7585 nucleotides. Its product is annotated as multiple epidermal growth factor-like domains protein 6. The transcript has 38 exons. The coding region runs from base 291 to 5099 and encodes 1602 amino acids. The record is from RefSeq and is a predicted model, not a curated record. Lineage: Eukaryota; Metazoa; Chordata; Actinopteri; Salmoniformes; Salmonidae. Gene Ontology annotation, molecular function: scavenger receptor activity; calcium ion binding; protein binding.
GCCAUUGCGCACGCAUGUGCGUUCAACAUCUGCAUGUGGUAGGCUAAACCAGUAAGGCUCGACCUCCAAGCGUCACUUUCUACGGGAUGUAUGGCUGCAUCUCUUUUGGAAGGUGUGGGAUUGACUCUGCUCCUCACUCUGUUUGAAGUGUAACCGUGAUGCGUGUGUUCAUUUUUUUCUCCAGUAAAUUGGCUACUGGUUUUGCUUUCGCUAAAACAUGCGUCAAUGUCGCUACAUUUCUACGGAUUAAUGCAUACGCAAAAUAUUGAUACGUUGAACACAACGUGAAUAUGGAUUUUAUCUUUGUUUCAAUACUUUUUAUAUUUAUCGACGCGAUUUACGCAGUGUCCCGCUAUGGAAAUCUCCAACCAUACAUGCCCAACGUGUGUGCAGAGCGGGAAGUGAUGCUCGUUGCCCAAAGGCAGCCCUGUGUGCAGGCCUUCACACGCAUGGUCAAGGUCUGGAAGCAAGGCUGCCUAGGACAGAACUGGUGCAUGGGAUACGAGAGAAGGACAGCGUAUUACACAGCAUACAGACAAGUCUACAGACAAGACUACCGGGCGGUUUACAAGUGCUGUCCUGGAUGGUCUCAACUCAACGGAGAGGCUGGCUGCUUGUAUCCGGUGUGCAGCUACGGCGUGUGCUUCAACGGGGGCCAGUGUCGACAGGGAUCCCGCUCCAGCUCCCAGCUCUGUGAUUGUCCUGCUGGCUUCAAUGGGCCCAGUUGCCAGUAUGAUGUAAAUGAGUGUGAGGAGACUAACGGCGGUUGUGAGGCUCUGUGCUGCAACACCAUCGGCAGCUUCUACUGCAAGUGUCCUUCUGGUGAGCAGGUGAAGGACGACGGCAGGACCUGCCAAGAUAUUGAUGAGUGCCAGGUCCACAACGGGGGCUGCCAGCACGGUUGUGUGAACUCCAGGGGCUCCUAUCACUGUGAAUGUAACCCAGGCUCUCGACUCCAUGUGGAUGGACGCACCUGCAUCGCUGUCCAGUCAUGUGGAAUCAGUAAUGGAGGAUGUGAGCAUUUCUGUGUACAGCAGUCCCCUGCUGCCUUCCGCUGCCGCUGUAGAGACCAAUAUGUGCUGGCUGAAGAUGGCAAGCACUGCAAAUUGGAGAAUCCAUGUCUAGAUAAGAAUGGUGGCUGCCAGCAUGACUGUCUUGUUGAUCGUGGCAAGGCCCACUGUGAAUGUAGAAAUGGGUACAAGCUGGCAGAGGACAGGAAGACCUGUGAGGAUAUUGAUGAGUGUGAGUCGGAGCAGACGGGCUGUGCUCAUGGCUGCCACAACAUCCCGGGCUCCUUCGCCUGUGUGUGUGACACUGCCUACGAGCUGGGAGCAGACGGACGCCAGUGCUACCGAAUUGAGAUGGAGAUCGUCAACAGCUGUGAGAGCAACAACGGAGGCUGCUCCCAUCACUGCCAGCACUUCACUGGUGGCCCUGUCUGUAGCUGUAACCAGGGUUACCGACUGGAGGAGGACCUCAAGACCUGUGUUGACCUGGACGAGUGUGGAGAGGGAAGCUCCUGCUGCGAGCAGGACUGUACCAACUACCCUGGGGGCUAUGAGUGCUACUGCACAGCGGGGUACCGCCUCAACUCAGACGGAUGUAGCUGUGAUGAUGUGGAUGAAUGUCUGGCAGCUAAUGGUGGCUGUGAUCACAUGUGCCAGAACACCGCCGGCUCCUUCCAGUGUUUCUGCCGCCGAGGCUUUCGUCUGGACGAGGACCGACACUCCUGUGAACCGCUGGAGAAUACAGUUGAGGCCCUGUAUAGUGGGGGCCAGGAUGCCGUGGGGCCCAUGCCUCAGCCUCAGCUCACCCUGCUGCAGGACUACAACCAGCCCCUGGAGCGCUAUGAUGACUAUGAGGAUGACGACACUGGAGAGCUGCUGGCUGAGAGCAUGUUGGCAGAGAAAUUUGUGUGUCUGAACAACACGUUUGGCCAUGACUGCAGUCUGACCUGUGAAGACUGUUCUAACGGAGGGCUGUGUGGCCCAGGGAGAGAUGGAUGUCACUGUCCCGAUGGAUGGACAGGCCUCAUUUGCAACCAGACUUGUCCUGAAGGAUCCUUUGGCAAGAACUGCUCAUUUCCCUGUAAGUGUAAGAACGGAGCCACCUGUGAUCCUGUCAAUGGGAACUGUCGCUGCCCACCUGGGGUCAGUGGAGACAUGUGCCAGGAUGGCUGUCCUAAGGGCUUCUAUGGGAAACAGUGCAAUAAGAAGUGUAACUGUGCCUGUAACGGGCGCUGCCACCGCACCUACGGAGCCUGUCUGUGUGACCCUGGACUCUACGGGAGGUUCUGCCAUCUACCAUGUCCCAAGUGGGCCUUUGGACCGGGCUGUUCAGAGGAGUGUCAUUGUGUCCAACAGAACACUCUAGAGUGUCACCGUCGCCAUGGCACCUGUGUCUGCAAGCCCGGUUGGCAAGGCAAUGCAUGCAGGGAAGAGUGUGACCCAGGCACGUUUGGCCCAGGCUGUGAGAACAAGUGUGAGUGCCCGCUUGGACUGUCUUGUGAUCAUGUGACUGGGAAGUGCCAACGUCUGUGUCCGGCUGGUCUCCGUGGAGACACCUGUGAUCAAGCCUGUCCAGAGGGGAGGUUUGGGCCAGGCUGCCCUCAGGCCUGUGACUGCUCAGGGGCUCCGUGUGACAGAGUGAGCGGCCAGUGUCAGUGUCCUGCAGGAACAUCAGGAAAACGCUGUGAGAAUUUGUGUGUGGAGGGAUCCUGGGGCGCGGGCUGCCAUGAGGCCUGUCCAGUCUGUGAGAAUGGAGGAGUGUGUGACAAACACAACGGAACCUGUUCCUGUCCUCCUGGGUACAUGGGCAGGCUCUGUCAGAACUCAUGUCCGGCAGGACGGUUUGGUGUUGGAUGCCAGCUGCGCUGCGUGUGUGAAAACAGUGGGCACUGCCACCCUGUCACGGGCCGUUGUACUUGUAACCCUGGCUGGGCAGGACAUAACUGCAGGAAAGCCUGUGACUCUGGGCGCUGGGGAGUGGACUGUGCUGAGAAAUGUGACUGUAAGAAUGGGGAUGGGAGCUGUGAUGCAGUGACGGGCCAGUGUAACUGUGAGGCCGGCUACACAGGGACACAAUGCCAUGAAGAGUGUCCAGUGGGGUCUUUCGGUCUGGGCUGUCGGCAUCACUGCCAGUGUGACAACAAGGGGUCAUGUGACCAUGUCAGUGGAGCAUGCACCUGCCUGGUGGGCUGGACUGGAACCUUCUGUGAGAAACCCUGUCCCCAGGGCUUCUAUGGGGCAGACUGCCAGGAGAAGUGUGUCUGUCUGAAUGGAGGUCACUGCAACCAUGUCACUGGGACGUGUGUGUGUCCAGCUGGUUGGAUCGGUCCCACCUGCAAACUGACAUGCCCGGCUGGUUUCUAUGGGGAGGGCUGUAACCAAACCUGCGGUUGCCAUAAUAAUGGCAACUGCCACCCGGCGAACGGGCAGUGUGUCUGUACACCUGGCUGGACAGGGCCCAGCUGCUCACAGGAAUGCCCAGUGGGCUUCUAUGGGGCGGACUGCCGUCAGCACUGCCUGUGUCAGAAUGGAGCCAAAUGUGACCGAAUCAGUGGGCAAUGUACAUGUGCCAACGGGUGGAUGGGCGCAGCCUGCGGGCUAGAGUGUGUAUCAGGGCGGUUCGGGGCCGACUGCCAGCAGCAGUGUCAGUGUGAGAAUGGGGGCCACUGCGACAGACAGACGGGCCAGUGCAACUGUGGUCCUGGCUGGGUCGGAGAGCGCUGUGAAAAAGCCUGUGGGUCAGGCCUGUUUGGAGCUGGCUGUGAGGAGAGUUGUCAGUGUGAGCAUAUAGCCCCCUGUCACCACGUUACUGGGCACUGCCUCUGUCCACCAGGUUGGAGGGGACCCCACUGUGAUAAAGCCUGUUUACCUGGAACCUAUGGCAAGGGCUGUGUGCAACGCUGCACCUGUCCCCAGGGUACUUCCUGUCACCAUGUGUCUGGGGAGUGUGGCUGUCCCCCUGGACUCACUGGCAAUGGCUGUGAACAGACCUGUCUGUCAGGGACACAUGGACUCAACUGUAACCAGGUGUGCCAGUGUUCUGAGACCAACCAGCUCUGCCACCCAGUGACUGGGUUGUGUUACUGCGCACCAGGCUUCCAAGGUCCUAAAUGUAACCAGGAGUGUCAGGAAGGUUGGUAUGGUCCCGACUGUGAGCGAGAGUGCCAGUGUCAGAACAGUGGGAAGUGCAGGUCCACCUCUGGCACCUGUGAAUGCACAGCAGGGUUCAUCGGAGCACACUGCAACAUCACGUGCCCAGCUGGUCGUUAUGGGCAGGACUGUGCCCGCGUGACACUGUGUGGAGAGGGGGCACAUAAUGAUCCUGUCACUGGUAGAUGUCACUGCAGCCCUGGGCGAAGAGGAGAGGACUGUGGACAAGGCUGUGCUCCUGGUUGGUUUGGAGAGGACUGUGCUAUCCUCUGUAACUGCAGUAAUGGAGGACUGUGUGACUCUGUCUCUGGAAGCUGUACCUGUGGUCUGGGCUGGACUGGGGCUCACUGUGACACAGAAUGUCCUCCGGGGACAUUUGGAGGUAACUGCCAGCUGAAGUGUGACUGCUGGAACAAUGGCACCUGUGACAGGGUGACUGGAACCUGUCAGUGUGGUCCAGGAUACUACGGACAUCAGUGUGAACAUGCGUGCCCCCCUGGUCUCCAUGGCCCUUUGUGCCAACUCCAGUGUACCUGUCUGAACAAGGCAUCCUGCAACCCCUCCACUGGGUUCUGUGUCUGUCCUCCAGGGUACCAUGGCUCCCGCUGUCACAGAGAGUGUCAACAGGGCACGUUUGGUGUGAACUGUGCCAAGUCAUGUGACUGUGAGGAGGGCACGCCCUGUGACCCUGUGAGUGGCAGGUGUCUGUGCACCUCAGGCAAAACUGGACCCAGGUGUGACACUGCCUGCAAAGCAAACCGCUAUGGGCCAGACUGCACAGAGAGCUGUGUGUGUUACAACGCGGCUCACUGUGACCAUCGGAACGGCCGCUGCACAUGUCUCAACAGCUGGAUCGGACUCACCUGUCAGGAAGGUGGGCCUCCACGCCUCCCCUACAGAAGCAGGAGGGAGGAUAACACACAUCUAGACAAUGCGUUAUAGCGCCCCCUUUUGGUCGGAGGCUCCAAUCACCAAUGAGCCUCCGACUGGAAGAGGCUGGGGCAGCAGCACGAGCUUCGCUGAAGCCGAACUGAAUUAAAAGGUUGGAUAUUAUUAUUUCAGACAUACACACCCCAAUGGGACAGGAUACUGCUGUACCCACAGGAGCUGAAUGACAGACAUGGAGAAAUGGACUCGAAGGAGAAAUGUUCUCAGUGUUUGCUUUAGGGUGGAUAAUGCUUUGGUGUGUGUGUAUGCUGUGAACUGUGCAGGGCUUUCAUUGUUUGUGUUCAUGUGCAUACUGUAUACAUGUGCAUCUCCCACUCAGGCAUGGCCUAACUCAUCAGUGAUGAGGUACGGUAUGUUGUGACCCCCUUUCUGGUAGUUAGAGGGCGGCCAGUGUUUACCAGGACUAGGAGCUCUAUUCAUUGUGUGUCGCUGAAGCGUUCAAUUUAAAGGUAAUGACCUAUUGGCCGACAUCUGCAGCGUUUCCCUUGCAUGCAGUGUCUGCUAAAGCAGGAACAUUGCCUUUAAAUUCAAAUCAAGCUGUACACCCUCCCCCCUGGACAAACCACGCAGGAUAUAGAUGUGUUUGGCGACAGUUGCUGAACGUCCAACACUAACACUCAUUUUUUAUUUCAGAGAUUCACCGACUCACUAUUGUACUUGAUAUUUGUUUUGUAUACUAUGCAAUGCUAUACUAUUGUACUUGAUAUUUGUUUUGUAUACUAUGCAAUGCUAUACUAUUGUAUGUAUUUGUUUUGUAUACUUGGCAAUUCUGUAGUGUUUUAUGCUUUGGUUUUUGUCAUUUACCCCAGAAAUGUUCAUGGAAUAUGUAGAUAAACAGUAUACAUGUGGCAUUAUUAUACAAAUCCCAUCACUUCUACAUCAUAUACUGUAAAUGAUUCAUUAUUUGAAUCUGUCCUUAUGAAUGAGCCAUCAGAGCCAACAUAACCCAGGUGCUUUUGGAUAGUAGUGUGAGGUGAAUCCUAUCAGACAAUGCAAAGUGAUUUGAGCACCUGAAAAAGCGCUUUCAAUGAUAUUUCCAAUCCAGUAUAAUAUUAUAUGAUGUCUAUUUGCAGUGAAUACCAUAAAGUUAUGUUUGAUAUUCUGUACUUUAUAUGAAGCGACUUGUUGUAAAAAUGUUGGUGCUUAUGGCGCUUUAAUCCACUAUAUGUUGACCAGAAGACAGUAUACUAUCUAUAUAUUGGUCAGUACAUUUUUGUUUACCAAAGUAUGUUUGCGUGGGCGAUUCUGAUUCAUAUCCUCAAAGUUUAGAGUUCACCCCAUUGGAUUACACAAUGAUUCAGGAGACACAAUAUAACUUGAGCAGACAGUGGGCUCAGCCCAGUCAUGGUAAACAGUACCUUUUUGUUUUUUUGUGUAUAAAGUGCUCUUUACAUAUAUUUAUAUUUUAUACAGUAUAUUGUAUACAGUUCAAGAUAAUGCAAUAGGUAAGUGUAUUCUGUCUAUGACUGGAGUCAAGAGGAUGUUCUAAUCGGGACACCUAGUAAAUAACCCAGAAAAUAUCAAACACAAUCAAUGAAUGAAAAAGUCAAACACAGGGAACUGUUUUUACAUUCUUAUUUUUUCAUUGUCAUUUCAUUAAAGACGAAGCUGUACAUCUGGUCUAAAUGCAGAUUGAAGCACAGUGCAGUUAGCAAUGCCUGCAAAUGAAAAGAAAGAAAAGGCAGAGGUGACCACAACCAUAAAUAUAAAGGUCAAACUAUGUACAUACAGGAGAUGACUAGCUAGGGCAUCAUCACUGAGAGAAGGUAGUCUGCCAUUGCAUUCAUUGGAGAGCAUUCUGCACAAUACACACAAUACAAAUAAAUAGCUUAUUUUGUCUAUCUUUACACUGAUACAAUAUUAAGAGGAAAAUGCAGCAUGUUGAAAAUGAAAAUAAAAAGACACUUUUACUAACCCUCUUCUGCUUCUUCUACGUUAAAGGCCCGAACAUACAAAAAUAAUCUCUAACAUACGGCAUUCUGUGAGAUAAGCAUCAUUCAUCUACAGGGCUGGUUUCAAAGGUUUCUGAGCUGAUAGUAACAUCAAUACUAUGAUAUGUAUGGAACAGUGGCUGUGCAAAGGGAGGCUGUCAAACGACAACACUGGACAGGAAGACGAGAGAGCCUGCAACGAUGAGUCUACUCACUAAACAGCCUGACUCACACACCUCAAAUUCUUAUAAAAUCAUCCACACUGCUUGUCUAGCAUUAUCCACUAUGCCAGUAAGGAGCAAGCUCUUCCAAGAGUGCACUUCACACGCUGUUGUGUUGCCAGAGUGGUCCUGUAAAUAGAGGAGCUCUGUGGUGCUCAUCUCUCUCUACAGCCUCUCUCUACAGAGCAGCCUAUCUCUCUACAGCUCAGCCUCUCUCUCUACAGCUCAGCCUCUCUCUUUACAGCUCAGCCUCUCUCUCUACAGCUCAGCCUCUCUCUCUACAGCUCAGCCUCUCUCUCUACAGCUCAGCCUCUCUCUCUCUACAGCA